Esox lucius (northern pike) is the source of this 3577-nucleotide messenger RNA. RefSeq names its product gastric inhibitory polypeptide receptor (gene gipr). Gene Ontology annotation, cellular component: plasma membrane. NCBI's taxonomy places the organism in Eukaryota, Metazoa, Chordata, Actinopteri, Esociformes, Esocidae. Gene Ontology annotation, molecular function: peptide hormone binding; G protein-coupled peptide receptor activity; gastric inhibitory peptide receptor activity. The transcript has 15 exons. Gene Ontology annotation, biological process: adenylate cyclase-modulating G protein-coupled receptor signaling pathway; cell surface receptor signaling pathway. The record is from RefSeq and is a predicted model, not a curated record. Bases 902 to 2467 code for a protein of 521 amino acids.
GCACAUCUUACUGUACCUUUAAGAGGUAUAACAUGAAAAACGACUGACAUAGUUUUUCAGGAGACUUAGUAUUUCCUGCGUUUCCCGCGCUCAGCUGAGCAAGCCGGGUGCCACUGAGUACAUGUUUGACACUUAUACCCCUGCAGUCUGGUUUUACGCUUUAGUAUUUCGGUGCUACGGGUAGGGGCGUGUCUGUCAUACAAAACUAAUGGAUUCCUCAACAAAACUAUAAUUUGAGGUAACUAAUAUACACGGUCUGUCGAACGUUCAAGAUCUAUUUCACCUGCGCACCGGAUCUUAGACAAUUAUCUGUGACAGGAAAAUUGAAUCCCAGACGGCUGGAAUUGAUACAUGAGUAAUAAGACCUGAAACACAGUGAGAAGACCUGACACACUGGAAGAAGACCUAAAACACAGUAAGAAGACUUGAAACACAGUAAGAAGACUUGAAACACAGUAAGAAGACCUGAAACAUUGGAAGAAGACUUGAAACACAGUAAGAAGACCUGAAACACUGAAAGAAGACCUGAAACACAAGAAGAAGACCUGAAACACAGGAAGAAGACCUGACACACAGGAAGAAGACCAGAAUCACAAGAAGACCUGAAACACAGGAAGAAGACCUGAAACCCACGAAGAAGACCUGAAACCCACGAAGAAGACCUGAAACCCACGAAGAAGACCUGAAACCCACGAAGAAGACCUGAAACACAUGAAGACCUGAAACACCGGAAGAAGACCUGAAACACAGGAAGACCUGAAACACAGGAAGAAUACCUGAAACACAGGUUUUGGCUGUGGGGUGCUGAUGGUCUGAUCCGUGGCCUGGUUCUGACUGGGUGAACAGAACCCAGGAGCCCUGAGAGGAUGAGUGUUCCCCCUCCCUGGCACUCCUCUAAGGGAUGAAGACCUCUGCUUUCCUCCUCUUCUUUCUGUCUUCCUUGUGCAGAACUAUGCAGCCUGUGUCAACUAAGACAGUGAAGGAUACGGUGAAGGAGUGGAAGAGAUACAGGAACGAGUGCAUGCAGAAAAUAAGAACGGACCCCACAGCCCCAGCAGGCUUAGUCUGCGGCCGGAUGUUUGACAUGUACGCCUGCUGGCCGGACGGCGCGCCCAACACCACCGUCAAAGUGGCAUGCCCGUGGUACCUUCCCUGGUACGACCAAGUUCGCCAUGGCUACGUGUCGCGGCAGUGCGGGCCCGAUGGACAGUGGGCCACCGACAACACCAGUGGCUACUGGAGGGACCACUCCCAGUGCAACGCCGACAACAGCCAGCAAGCGGCGCAGGAGAAGCAAAUGGUGAUCCUGGCCUCCUUCCGGCUGAUGUAUACCGUGGGCUACUCCCUGUCCCUGGUCAGCCUCACACUGGCCUUCAUCAUACUGCUGAUCUUCAGGAAACUCAGGUGCACAAGGAACUAUAUCCACACCAACCUGUUUGCCUCCUUCAUCCUGCGAGCCAUAUCCAUCCUCACCAGGGACGCCGUUCUUACCAGGGACACGCCCGAGUUCAGUGACAAUAGAGACCUGUCCAACGUCCUCAGUGAUCAGGCCCUGUCUGGCUGCCGCGUGGCCCAGGUGCUAAUGCAGUAUUGCGUGGGUGCCAACUACUUCUGGCUGCUGGUGGAAGGUCUGUACCUCCACAACCUCCUGGUGCUCAUGGUCUUCUCUGAGAACAGCUACUUCUGUGCAUACCUUGUCAUCGGCUGGGGAACCCCGGUGUUGUUUGUGGUGCCCUGGAUCAUAGUACGAUACCUAUACGAAAACACGCGGUGCUGGGAGAUCAACGGGAACAUGGCGUACUGGUGGAUCAUCCGCACUCCCAUUCUGUUGGUCAUUCUGGUCAACUUUUUUAUAUUUAUUCGGAUCAUACAGAUACUUGUCUCCAAAUUAAAGGCACACCAAAUGAGGUACACAGAUUAUAAAGUCAGGUUGGCCAAGUCCACUCUGACUCUCAUUCCUCUCCUGGGCAUCCAUGAAGUUGUCUUUGCCGUGAUGUCAGAAGAACAGACCGAGGGGAUCCUCCGAAUUGUCAAACUCUUUUUCGAACUCUUCUUUAACUCUUUCCAGGGUCUUCUGGUGGCCAUCCUCUACUGCUUCGUCAAUAAGGAGGUUCAGUCGGAGAUCAAUAGGAAGUGGCAGCGAUGGAAGCUGGGAAUAGCUGUCCUGGAUGACAUGCGCAAUACUGGCAGCAACACGCCACAGGGGGGCGCCACCACAGGGCAAUGCGAGCAUGACCAGCUCUGCCAGUCUGACUGUCCGCAGAACAACAUCCAGAACCUCUCCUCGGACGCCUCCGCGUCUGGGCCACAUCCUCCCCCACAGCACCACCACCACCCAGGGGCCAAGAAGGGCACGGCCUACUGCUACAUCUCCAGCCACGGGCGGGUGCUUAGCGGCAUGGGUGUAGCUGCACUGGGCCACGGGGAUGUAGACGGAGGCAUGAAAUUCUCUGAGAGCUACUGCUGAGCAACACUCAGUUAACACGGGCUAACAACUAGCCUGGCCCCCUGUGUCGUUUCAGGUGGAAUCUGAGACGGACAAUCGUCUGAUUCCGUUAAGUUCUUCCAGGUCUACACGGCCUAACGGGUGUUUCGUUCAGCCAUUGUGUUAAUAGUUGGGUGCAAAGUGAUCCGGGACUCGUCCUCGCCGGGCAAUCACUUGAGGGCUGCCAGUGGCAGAUGACUGCAUGACGACUCACAUUGAAAUCAUCCGGUGCUCCGUGUUCGUUUCAUAUUUCAAGUAACCAGUGAUAGAAUUAUCUCUAACCAAUCAGAAACUCGGAUGCAAUUUCUGAACACUGCUCUACAGCAGUAUGUGUUUUAGGGCGCAACCCAUGAAUGCCCUGGGCCCAUUUGGACUUUUUGAGAACAUUUUACCUUUUAGAAAUCAUUUUGGAGUGACUCACAUUCUGACUCAUUGUGAAGAAUGUUGGUGGAUGUGGCGUGAUGCUUCAGCCAGAGCAAGCCGUUUGAGUGGCUGUGCAAAAUGACCUCACCCAAGCGCAACAUUGCCUGAACGGACCUAAAUGUUGCGUAAAAGUACUAGUCCAGUAAAAAGUGCAUUGGUUUUAGCUAAUAGUUAUCAAAGAAGCACUUCAGAGCCCCCAAAAUAUAUUAUUGUGUCAUAUUUGUAUCUUCAGUUCAAUUCAUGAUUAAAUUGAGAAAAUAACACUGUUAAACCUUUAUAUGCUCUGAUUCCUUUUCUACCUCUCGCUCUUGCUGUGGAUAAAGUGGAGAUGUUUCUGCUACUACGUGCCAACCGAGGGUCUUCAUGUGCAAUGGAAGUUAUAACAGUAGAGUUUUAGUUGUAGUAUACUGUGUUGGCCAAACAGUGAAUUACUUUCUGGAUGGCAGUAAACCAAUUGACCUUACCAGUGAGCUAGGUAUUGAGUACAUACACAUAACACACAAAUGCAAACAGACAGCCACUGAAAAACUCUGACUCUCUGACUCACCCUUAGGACUGAUCGAUAGCACCUCCAGCAGGGCAGAGGACAAUAUGACACCCUCAGAUUUAAUCGCAAGGGAUUUUUGCCAUUCACACUCUAGAACUGACAGGAAAUGGAAGUGGGCAGGA